AAACCUUCACCACCUAAUACGCAGCUGGAGCUGCUGUCACUUGCAACCCUUUCUUGGUGGCUCUGGCUGGAGUUUUCAAGGACCACCCUAGGAUUUACCACAAUUUCUCAUAUUUAUCUGAAAAGCAGACUGGACUACAACCUCUCACCAAUUUUAGCCUUUCCCAUUCUGGAGACAGUUUUCUGCAGAUCACCCCAUCUCUGUGUGCACUGAAGACCCAUUGCUGAGGACCGCUCUAAAGAGUCUCAUCCUCCUCCCACACAACAUUCUCCUCAUCAGACGUCCCUUCCAUCAUCCUCUGACUCUCAACAGCAGCAGAGCAUUUCACGCAAACAUGCUGCUGCUGGCAGUGCUGCUGGCCACAGCUGCUUGGUCUUGUGGAUUUGCACAAGAAAUUCCCAUACAGAGCCCUAUAUCCAUUACUAAGCUCAAAAAAAGUGCACAGAUGAUAUGUGAAAUUCAAGCGUUAGGGGGGAAUUUUGAUGGCAUCAUACACUGGUAUCAACAGAAGGAAGACAAAGCCCCAGAGAGGCUACUGUUCUUUUCAGGAGGGAAAAUGGUUGUUGAUACCGGCUUUCAAGCAAACAGGUACUUGGUUGAAAAGGUUCCUGACCAGAACCAGUAUGUUCUUACAAUAAAAGAUGUCAUUCCAAAUGAUGCUGCAACUUACUACUGUGCCUACUGGGAUACUCACUGUGAUAUUGGCUAUUACAACAAGGUAUUUGGCUCCGGUACAAAACUCAUUGUGUCAGACAAAGGAAGCUCUGCUCCAGUAAAGUCUGAAAUCCUGAAGAAGAAACAUGAAAAUCUGAUAACGUAUGUUUGCCUUAUUGAGAAAUUCUACCCGGAAGUUAUUCGGGUGACAUGGACCGAUGGAGAAAAAGAGAUAACAGACAAUGUGGGAAAAGGAGAUGCCUGGAAGCCUGCAAAAGAGGAGGAAUACUCAAUCGGCAGCUGGUUAACUAUACCAGCGGAGAACAAAAACAAGAACUACUACUGCAAAUAUGAGCAUGAAAGCCAACAACGUUCACUGCCGACAAAAGAUUCUACAGAGACUUCUCGGGAAGAGGACUGCAGCACAUAUCCUGGGAACGGCACUGUUUUUAACAGAGAUCACUUAAUGCACAGGACAGCAUAUUUAGUGUAUAUUGUCCUUCUUCUGAAGAGCUCCAUGUACUAUCUCAUCGUACUCUUCUUCAUCUACAGAAUGUGGGCUUCAACCAAGCACCAAGGAAAGAAAGCAUAAAUGCUGAUUUAGGAAAGCCUUACAAGUUCAUCUUCAAUUGGCUUUGCUAUGUGCUUAUCCAUAUAGACUCCCCUGCUCUCAGUGUUAGAUGUAACAACAACAAAAAAAAUCCCCAAAUAAUUUUCUGGCAUUAAUGCAUAGGUCUUGUUUUUGCUUCACUGCUAGAGUUUUUGUAUCUGUCUGGUUUUCCUGAUUUUUCUGAAUAUUGAACUGAGAUGGGCAAUAGCAGUUAAGUUACACACCUUGUAUUUUAAUCCAAAGUCCAUAUUGCUGGACAGGGUGCUGUGCCAUCUUGUCUAGACCACGUUUUUGCCAAGAAAGGCUGGACAUGAUGAUCCUUGUGGUGCCUUCCAACCUGGUAUUGUAUGCUUUUGUGACUGCAAAAUGAAGAAGGUACUCAUGUUAAUAGUAGAUAUGCACACAGAGAUUUAGAGUUGUAACAGGGCUUUUGACAUAUAAAGAACAGAUGCAUUUUCUUAUUGCACUUAAGGAUUAAUUAGGAACAUUCCUGUGCUGUUAAUUCACAGGUAUUUGUUAAUUUUUACUUCUGAUGAUUUAUUGCAACUCUCAUGUAUCCACCAAAUCAGGACUUAAAUAUUUUGAAGUGAAGUGUGCUUUAAGUCAAUUAAACACAAUUUUUCAAAGUCAACAGAAUAUCUUUGGUUGAAGAAGUUAGACAAGCAUAAAAGUAAUUCUAAGGUGCACAAGCACAGAAAUGGAAGAAAUCCAGCAGGCUUUGCACCAACCCUGUGACACAUACUGAAAACCUGCACAUUGUAUUUUUAAGGAAGAAAACUAUUGUAGUGAUCACAAACAUCAUCUUGUUUAGAGAUACCUUUUAAGUUGAGCAAAAGCUUAAAUCUGAAGCUUUGAUAGAUAACGUGUUUUCACAAUAGAGGAAAAAUUCUCAGGUGUUGGACUUUGUACUCUACAUCUUCAUUUCUGUGGGAAAAUCAGAAGUAGAUAUUGGGGUAAAGCAUUUGCUCACUUUGGGACAAAGCACAACAACAAGUUUGCAGAUAAGCGCCUGCAGCAUUUACACUCACUGUAUCUGUAAUGAUGUAGGGGGCAAUAAAAGCUUUCCUUCAGG
Messenger RNA from Columba livia (rock pigeon), 2336 nucleotides. RefSeq names its product T cell receptor gamma constant 1. Bases 335 to 1246 code for a protein of 303 amino acids. The record is from RefSeq and is a predicted model, not a curated record. The transcript has 6 exons. NCBI's taxonomy places the organism in Eukaryota, Metazoa, Chordata, Aves, Columbiformes, Columbidae.